GCCGCUGGCGGAGAUCCGGCAGGGUUUCCUGGAGGGGGAGCUUUAGCGCCCGCUCUCGGGUAGUUGUGCUGCUCCCAGGUUUGUGAAACUUUGCAAAGUUCCCAGGCCGCCCGCGGGCAGGAGCGCCCCCAGCGCGGGCAUGGUGGGGCUGGCCGGCCGCGGCAAGUGGUGGGGCAGGCGGGGCCGGACCCCCCGGGGAGCAGGGGCGUUGCUGGCCCUGGGGCUGCUGGCGGCACUGGGUUUCCUGCUGUGGCGACGCGUCCCCCCGGAGAGCGAUGCUGCGCGUCCUGCCCGCGGGGCCCCCCAGCCGCCACUGUCCGGGGACCCCGAGCGCCUGCGGAGACCCGUGUACGAGAAGCCGCCCCUGGAGCCUGGGGCGCUGGGCGAGCUGGGCCAGGCUGUGCGGCUGGAGCUGAGCCCGGCCGAGAAGAACCGCCAGGAGGAGAGUAUCCGGCAUCACCAGAUUAACAUCUACCUGAGCGACCGCAUCUCCCUACACCGCCGCCUGCCCGAGCGCUGGAACCCGCUGUGCAAAGAGAAGAAAUAUGAUUAUUAUAACCUGCCAAAAACCUCAGUUGUAAUAGCUUUUUAUAAUGAGGCUUGGUCAACACUUCUGCGAACAGUUCAUAGUGUUCUUGAGACAUCCCCAGAUAUUCUGCUGGAAGAAGUUAUCCUGGUGGAUGAUUAUAGUGACAAAGACCAUUUAAAGAAACCUUUGGAAAACUACGUGGCUGGUUUACGCAAGGUACGUCUUAUUCGUGCAAAUAAAAGAGAAGGACUGGUUCGAGCUCGACUUCUGGGAGCUUCUCUUGCGAAAGGGGAUGUUUUGACAUUUCUUGAUUGCCACUGUGAGUGUCAUGAAGGGUGGCUUGAACCACUACUGGAAAGAAUUGGGGAAGAUGAGUCAGCAGUUGUGUGUCCUGUGAUCGAUGUGAUUGAAUGGAAUACGUUCGAGUACUUGGGAAAUGCUGGGGAGCCACAGAUUGGAGGGUUUGACUGGAGACUGGUCUUCACUUGGCAUGUUAUCCCAGAGAGGGAGCAAAAACAAAGACGGUCCAAAACUGAUGUAAUCAGGUCUCCAACUAUGGCUGGUGGAUUGUUUGCUGUCAGCAAGAAAUAUUUUGACUAUCUUGGCUCCUAUGACACAGGAAUGGAAGUAUGGGGAGGAGAAAACCUUGAAUUCUCAUUUAGGAUCUGGCAGUGUGGAGGAAGUCUUGAGAUCCACCCAUGUUCUCAUGUAGGUCAUGUUUUCCCCAAACAAGCUCCCUACUCACGCGCCAAGGCCCUGGCUAACAGUGUACGUGCAGCAGAAGUUUGGAUGGACGAAUACAAAGAGCUUUAUUACCACCGAAAUCCACAUGCACGUAUGGAACCCUAUGGAGAUGUGACAGAAAGGAGGCUGCUUCGAGAGAAGCUCAGAUGUAAAGACUUCAAAUGGUUCUUGGAGAAUAUUUACCCUGAACUUCAUGUACCUGAAGACAGAGCUGGCUUCUUUGGAAUGCUGAAAAAUAGAGGAAUGACAAAUUACUGCUUUGAUUAUAAUCCUCCAAAUGAUCAUGAAGUAACAGGGCACAGAAUCAUAUUAUAUCCAUGCCACGGCAUGGGACAAAAUCAGUUUUUCGAAUAUACAUCUCAUAAUGAAAUACGUUACAACACCCGGCAGCCUGAAGCCUGUGCAGCAGUUGAUUCCGGGACUGACUAUUUGACAAUGUACUUGUGUCAAGACAAUGUUCAAAAUAUUCCUGAAAAUCAGAAAUUUGUUUUCAGAGAGGAUGGUACUUUGUUCCAUGUACAAACCCAGAAGUGCCUACAAGCCGAAUCUAACUCUUACAAUGGCAAUCCAGCACCAUUAUUGCGACCAUGUAGCAAUUCAGAAUACCAAAAAUGGUUCUUCAAAGAAAGAAGUUGAUCCAGAUGUCAUCAACUGCAUGGCAGAAUAUGAAAAUAUUAACUUUCUAGUCAGCAGCUAGGAAAUCUGUGGACAAAGUACAUAGCUGAUCUAUUUUUGUAUGAAAAGAGUUGUAACUUGUUUACAAGUUGUAAACCUUGUUUUCUGGAGCACUAAAAGACAUUAAGUGUUGAACUCUAUUGAACGAGCACUGUGAAUAUACUGUGCUGCAGAAAUCUCCUCUUCCACUGUUCUCUUUACUUGGCAGCUAUACUGUUUCUAAAAUGUUUUAUGUUUUUCAUACAUGACUAUAUUUUUUUAACCUACUGUGUGCAAGUAAGGAAGUGAAAGUAAUUGCACUAAAGCUAUCUGCCAGUAACUUUAAAAUCUUUAUUUUUCUAAAACAUUCUACAGUGGUAGCUUUUUAACAGAUAUUAGCUAAGGAUUCUUCUUUUAAAUUCCAAAAAUGUAAGUUUAGGUCAAAUUCUGCCCUGAGAUGUGAAAGUCAAGCAGAGCUCUCAUUGAAAUCAAUGUGGAGUCACACAUCUACAUCUCAAGCCAGACUAGGUCCUCAUAAUUUUGCACAAAUAACACUCCAGAUUGCACAUAUUUUACUGAAUGUUAUAACAUUUUAAAUGUUCAUGGUACUUGACAGAUUCCUAAUAAAGCUGCUUAAGGUUAUCUUUGGAGUAAAAUUAGUGAUUAUUUACUGAUCUUUCGUUAGUGUAAGAAAUAAAGCACCAAUACUAAAAAUAAAUUUGUGGGGAAAAAUUAAAUUCAUAUGGGGCCCAAUCUUAGAAGUGUGUAGUAUGUACUUCAAAUGGAAGUUCUGCAUGCACAAAUCGUUCAAGAUCUCACUCAUAGACACUAAAGCUUUAAUUCAAAGUUCAGUUUUUAAGCAAAUACAUUUAAAAAUGGAUAACUUCAGUUUCAUUGCUACUGUUAAUGCACUCCUUUUCUACAAAAAUCAUUGAAACAAAAAUUGUUUUGUAAUAAAUUUAAGUGAUAAGAUUGUAAUUGAUGCUAAUCUAAACAUUUGUCUUCAUGAUUGUAAUUGUUUUCUAAGAAUUUUGAUUAUGAAUAACAAGCUGUUCAAUUCAUCAUGUACAUUCCUACUGAAGUCUGGAUAUUUAAUUAGCAUCUAUACAAGAUGAUGUUUGCUUAGAGCAUAGGAAUUGCCAUACUAAAUCAGACAAGUUAUCAUAGUCCAGUAGUUUGUCUUUGACAGUGGUCAGCAACAGAUGCUUCAGCCCAUAGAGCAAGUUUCUUCCUUAUCACUGUCAGAGGUCCACUUAUGUGCUAAAGCAUGAGUGUUUAUAUCUCUUCCAGAAUACUUAUUCUUUUAUCCUUACUUUUGUAAUUGUGGACGUUCUUGUUAUCCAUAUAAACAUCCAUACCUUUUCUGAAUCCUGGUGAACUCAUGUCAUAUUUGCAUACUUAUUUCAUGAUUGUUGGGGACUGUGUGCCUUUAGAGAAUAUGUAUGUAGGUUCUUCCAAGAUUGUUGCAAAACUAAUGUUUUUAUAAGCACCUUUACAAUUCUGUCUCUGUGGAUUUGGUUGAUGAAACUGAUAUUGGAUCUAAUAAAAUAAUUUGUGAAUUAAUA
Messenger RNA from Trachemys scripta elegans, 3492 nucleotides. RefSeq names its product polypeptide N-acetylgalactosaminyltransferase 12 (gene GALNT12). The transcript is spliced from 10 exons. Bases 140 to 1909 code for a protein of 589 amino acids. The record is from RefSeq and is a predicted model, not a curated record. Gene Ontology annotation, cellular component: Golgi apparatus. NCBI's taxonomy places the organism in Eukaryota, Metazoa, Chordata, Testudines, Emydidae.